This is a messenger RNA of Ordospora colligata OC4, 1119 nucleotides long. RefSeq names its product alpha/beta hydrolase domain-containing protein. Bases 1 to 1119 code for a protein of 372 amino acids. NCBI's taxonomy places the organism in Eukaryota, Fungi, Microsporidia, Ordosporidae. The record is from RefSeq and is a predicted model, not a curated record. Gene Ontology annotation, molecular function: short-chain carboxylesterase activity; monoacylglycerol lipase activity. The transcript has a single exon.
AUGAGUAUUGUGAUGUACGAAAUUAUGUGUAGAGUUUUUGAAGUGCUUGCAAGGAACAAUGCGGUGCGCUUGGUUGUUCUGUACCUGAUGUUCUACUUUGGAAGGUGUGUGCGCAAACCUGAUGUAUUUUAUGGAGGAAAAAGAAUGGAAAGUGUAUACAAGAUGAAUAGUCUGCAUAAGAGCUAUUAUCCAUUGAUUUUUGCGCCAUUUGGAGUUGUUCAAACUGUUCUACAGCUAUUCAGAAGGCCAGCAAUCCAUCCAAGAGCAAUGGUUGUGAUAGAGGCAAAAAAUAAUGGAUCAAUUGUGCUUGAUAUAGCUGAGAAGAACAAGGAGACACAGAAGAAUGUGUUGCUGGUCCAUGGGUUCAAUGGAUCUGGAGACUCUACAUAUAUGCAAUGGAUGUCUGCACACCUGGUAAAGGAAGGAUAUCGAGUGUUUUGUUUUAAUGCACGAGGUACAAAAUCAGGAUUGAAAAAUGCAGUAUUUUUUCACAUUGGAUGGACGGAGGACCUGAAGGAGGCAGUCAAGUUUGUACUAGAUAACUACAGCGGAACACUUGAGGUGUUUGGAUUCAGCAUGGGUGCAAAUUGGGUGACUAAGUUGUUUGGAGAGGGUGAGCUGGACCCGAGAGUUAUCAAGGGAGGGGCAGUUUGUCUUCCUUUUGACUUUUUCAAGAUCGGAAGACAUUUUCUGAAGAAUCCAUAUACCAGGUUUUUUAACUGGAUGCUUGCCAGGAACUUUAUUAGAUAUAUGAAAAGAAACAGAGAUGCAUUUAAGAAUGCAGGAUACGACUUCGAAACAGUCAAGAAGUGUAGAAGUUUACAGCAGAUAGACAUGCUGGUGACAAAGAAGAUCUUUGGAAUAGAUGAUGUGGACCAUUACUACGAGAAUGAGUCAGGUGGAAAAUACAUUCACGGGAUAUCGGUUCCAUUUAUCAUUCUGAAUACAUAUGAUGAUCCUGUUGUUCCUGCAUUUUCAAUUGAUAAGGAUGUGUGUAUAAAGAAUGAAAACAUAUUACUUGUGGUGACGCACAAAGGAGGGCAUCUUGGAUUCUUGUCUAAUACGCCAAGUCGAACAUUAGCUGAGGACAUUCUAAUUGAUUUUAUGAGGCAUUUCUAA